Messenger RNA from Nestor notabilis (Kea), 1237 nucleotides. Its product is annotated as ubiquitin carboxyl-terminal hydrolase 13. NCBI's taxonomy places the organism in Eukaryota, Metazoa, Chordata, Aves, Psittaciformes, Psittacidae. The annotation marks the transcript as partial. Gene Ontology annotation, molecular function: cysteine-type deubiquitinase activity; zinc ion binding. Gene Ontology annotation, biological process: protein deubiquitination. The record is from RefSeq and is a predicted model, not a curated record. The transcript is spliced from 10 exons.
AAGGUACCAGGGGCAUCUGGUGGAGCUUUACCAAAAAGGAGGAAUGCUAAGCUAUUUUUAGAUCUAGAGACAAACAGUGAUCUGAACACUGAUGACUUUGAAUAUGAAGAUGAAGCAAAACUCAUUUUGUUUCCUGAUCACUAUGAAAUCCCAUUACCUAAUAUAGAAGAGUUACCAGCACUGGUGACGAUAGCUUGUGAUGCACUCCUCAGUGCAAAAUCACCCUACAGGAAGCAGGACCCUGACUCCUGGGAAGAAGAACUACAAGCGUCUAAACAUGCCAAAACACUUGUACAGUUAGACAAUGGUGUUAGAAUUCCCCCCAGUGGUUGGAAAUGCUCAAAAUGUGACCUGCGGGAAAAUCUGUGGCUAAACUUGACAGAUGGUUCUGUGCUGUGUGGAAAGUGGUUCUUUGAUGGUAGUGGGGGGAAUGGGCAUGCAACGGAGCACUACAAGGAGACAGGUUAUCCACUGGCAGUGAAGUUAGGAACCAUCACUCCUGAUGGAGCAGAUGUCUAUUCCUUUGAUGAAGAGGAGCCGGUUUUAGACCCACAUAUAGCAAAACAUUUGGCACACUUUGGAAUUGAUAUGCUGCAGAUGCAAGUGACAGAGAAUGGGUUAAGAGAUAAUGAUAUAAAACCAAGAGUCUCUGAAUGGGAAGUGAUUCAGGAAGCUGGUGUGAAACUCAAGCCCAUGUAUGGCCCAGGAUACACUGGUAUGAAGAACCUGGGAAAUAGCUGCUACCUCAGUGCUGUCAUGCAAGCCAUUUUCAGCAUCCCAGAGUUCCAACGAGCGUAUGUGGGAAACAUUCCACGAAUAUUUGACUACUCCCCUCUUGAUCCAACACAAGAUUUCAGCACUCAGAUGGCUAAACUGGGACACGGCCUCCUUUCAGGCCAGUACUCUAAGCCACCCAUGAAAUCUGAGCUUAUUGAGCAGGUGAUGAAAGAACACAAGGCUCAACACAAUGGAAUAUCUCCUCAAAUGUUUAAGGCUUUUAUAAGUAAAGGCCACCCAGAAUUUUCCUCUAACAGACAACAAGAUGCACUGGAAUUUUUCCUACAUCUUAUAAAUCUAGUAGAGAGGAACCCUGUAGGUUCAGAAAACCCUAGUGAUGUUUUCCGGUUCUUGGUGGAAGAACGCACACAAUGCUGCCAGUCCAGAAAGGUCCGCUACACAGAGAGGGUGGACUAUAUCAUGCAGUUACCUGUUGCCAUGGAGGCAGCAACAAACAAAG